This is a messenger RNA of Chaetomium fimeti, 489 nucleotides long. RefSeq lists its product as uncharacterized. The record is from RefSeq and is a predicted model, not a curated record. The transcript has a single exon. Lineage: Eukaryota; Fungi; Ascomycota; Sordariomycetes; Sordariales; Chaetomiaceae. Bases 1 to 489 code for a protein of 162 amino acids.
AUGUCUGGAGCCCCAAAGAAAGGACCAUCUAUGACUUCAGCACGGCCCUCGCCGUCCGCCCACGGCACUGAGCCCGAAAUCAACGACGACCAGCUCCAACGUGACAAGCUGCAACGAAGGAAGGAUCACUGGGUAGCGACCUUGAAAUACGCCGACAAGAAAUAUUCCGAACUCGUCGCUUUCGACCCGAAGACCCCCAAGCAAGACAUAACUCGCAUCUUGGAUUCCGAUAAGGGAUUGGCCAUGGUCUCACAGCUCCCCGAGUUAGGGGGGGAUCCUGGUGAUCGAACUCCUGGCAAAGUCCAGGUGGCGCCCCUGAGCAGCGACGCUAUGAAACGCCUCGAAAGAAGUCAUCAAUUUCGAACCAUUACCGUCGAGUAUGGCAAUGAAGGCGACCGCGAGGCCUCACUUCUGGUUCCGCGCAAGUCCGCCGCUCCUGGCGCUGUGGGACAUCCCCGACAAUCCAGAAACCCCGGUAGGACAAGCUAG